This is a messenger RNA of Rhododendron vialii, 4517 nucleotides long. RefSeq names its product COP1-interacting protein 7. Lineage: Eukaryota; Viridiplantae; Streptophyta; Magnoliopsida; Ericales; Ericaceae. Bases 296 to 4210 code for a protein of 1304 amino acids. The transcript is spliced from 13 exons. The record is from RefSeq and is a predicted model, not a curated record.
CCUCUCUCUCUCUCUAAAAUGCUCUGUGCAGUUUCUCUUCCUUUCUCUCUCUCUAAAAAUGACUAGAAAAGCACAGUUGAGAAAAGCGUCCCUCUCCCCCACUAAAAAAUGCUCUGUGACAGUUUCUCUCCGUUUCUCUAAAAGUCUGUCAAUGCAGUCACUAAAGCACGACUUUUUUGCGUUUCUGCCGAUCGCCGGACUUGAACCGUCGUUCUGUCAGAUUUAGCUACCAUUUCGAGAUCCAAACCUCUACAAUUACACGCUCGGCUGCUCUCUGAUCUUCCUUUCGUUCACAAUGAAGCCCACCGCUCGCCUCGACUCUGCUGUUUUCCAGCUCACGCCCACUCGAACAAGGUUUGAUUUGGUUAUCACUGCAAAUGGGAAGACAGAGAAAAUCGCUACAGGUUUACUGAAUCCUUUCCUUGCCCAUCUGAAGACUGCUCAAGAACAGAUUGCCAAGGGCGGUUAUUCCAUUUCGCUUGAACCUGAACCUGGCAGUGACAGAACUUGGUUCACCAAGGGCACAGUAGAAAGGUUUGUUCGCUUUGUAAGCACUCCAGAGAUCUUGGAACGAGUGUAUACAAUAGAGUCUGAGAUCUUACAGAUCGGUGAAGCAAUUGCCAUACAGGGCAACAAUGAUAUGGGUCUGAGCACUGUGGAAGAAUAUCAAGCGAAACCUAUGGGAAGCAGUGAAGCUGGCAGCAAACCUGUGGUUGAUGCUAAUGAUGAAAAGGCAAUUGUCCUUUAUAAGCCUGAUUCACAACCACCAGAGGCAAAUGGUUCCGCCACAAAGGAAGGAAAUUCAAAAGUCCAGCUUUUAAAAGUCCUGGAGAUACGUAAAACUGUACUGCAGAAAGAACAAGGCAUGGCUUUUGCACGUGCUACAGCAGCUGGUUUUGACAUUGAUCUCAUGGCACAGUUGGUUUCAUUUGCUGAAUGCUUUGGAGCCUCACGGUUGAUGGAUGCAUGCUUAAGGUUCAUAGAUCUGUGGAAGCGAAAGCAUGAAACUGGCCAGUGGGUUGAAGUCGAAGCAGCAGAAGCAAUGUCCAGCCGAUCAGAAUUUUCUGCCAUGAAUGCUUCAGGCAUUAUUCUUUCCAGCAUGGCUAACAAACAGAAUGAAUCACAUGGUGACUUAGUUUCAGAAGACAAUGGACAAGCAGGCAUUAAUGCAGGUGCAGAACAAAAACAUCCAAUGGAUCACCAAGUCCCAGUAGGCCAACAAGAAUAUUUUCAAAGUCAGUUUCCACAUCCUAUGUAUCCUCCCUGGCCUAUCCAUUCUCCACCUGGUGCUCUACCAGUCUUUCAACCAUAUCCUGGAUUGCCCUACUAUCAGAAUUAUCCAGGAAAUGGCCCAUUUUAUCCACCACAUUAUCCUCCAGGAGAUAAUUCUCAUUCCAAUGGUGGUCAUAGAGCAGGAAAGAGAAGACAAUCCAUGGAUAGCAGGGAUGGAAACACUGAAUCAGAAGAAUGGCAGAUGGAACCCUCCAAAACAAAGUCACCAGGUGAUUUAGAGUUGGAGAAUGAGUCUAGGAAGAAAGCUGGAAGAUCAGCUAAAAGGCAAUCAGGCACAGUUGUGAUUCGGAACAUCAAUUAUAUUGCCUCAAAAGGGCAGAACUCUUCAGGCAGCGAAUCCCUAUCAGCUUCUGACUCUGAUACGGACAAAGAAAUGAUGCACAAGAACUCUUUGUCCCCAAAAAGAAAAGGAAGGAAUGCUAAGUCUAAGGAUGAAUCAAAGUUGUUUAAUAAGGAAGGAACUAAUUAUGAAAAGGAGACAGAGGGAGGAAACUGGCAAGCAUUUCAAAAUUUCUUACUGAAAGACACUGAUGAACAGAGUCAUGCUGCUGAUCAAGGAAUGUUUGAUUCAGAAAAGGAUGUUCAAAUGAGGAGACGGAAGAAUGCUGUAGGUGGCGAUCCUAUAGCUGAUUGGAGAUAUUCAGCUGAAGUCCAAGAUGGGAGGAUGACUGAAAUGCAUAAAGCUGGUGGAAGUAUGACUCGGGUGAUGAGGACGUCUAAUGAUGAAGUAUUAACUUCUAGAGGAGAGGGUCAUUAUGGUAGAGGAUCUACAUAUGACCAAACGGACAUACAAUAUACCGAAAUAAAUGGAAGAAAAGUUGCAUAUAGGAGGAAUACAAAUGAUGAUUUUAUGAUUGCUGGACGGGAAACCCAUUCUCAUUAUAUGAGUUCAACAGAUCCACUGGCUGCUAAUGGAUUCAGGCAUGCCACCAAUAAUUUCGAUAAAACUUCACAAGGAAAGACUGAUGAAUCCUUCAUAGUUCCAUUCAGGUCAAUGUCACUGGAUCAAGUUGGAAAUGACGACAGAACUGCUAUUGAUAUGGAUUCUGAGCUGCCUCAUAAAACAAAAAAUAAUUCUAAUAGGAUUGGAAACCAAGCUAACUAUGAGCCAGAUGAGUUGAGCUUAAUGCCUGAACGUGGGAUCCAGAAUAGCAAUUUUGGAUAUGACCCUGCUUUAGACUAUGAAAUGCAGGUUCCUGUUAGGGAUGCUACUGCACUGGAUAACCAAAAUAAGGAAGAAAUGGCAGAUGUCAAGCAAGGGUCCAAGAAGUUAGAAAAGGACAGGAAGUCAAAAGUUACUCCAGAUUCCUUGAAUAAGAAAAAGACCGGUGGACCAAUACGGAAAGGGAAACCAUCAAAGUUAAGUCCUUUAGAAGAUGCGCGAGCUCGUGCUGAGAAACUAAGAACAUACAAAGCUGAUCUCCAGAAGAUGAAGAAAGAGAAGGAAGAGGAAGAUCGGAAACGACUGGAAGGUUUGAAGAUGGAGAGGCAAAAGAGAAUUGCCGCAAGAGCCAGCUCAACUGCUGCUCAGUCUACAUCCUCACAGCCAAGCAAGAAACCAUUACCUACAAAACUUUCACUUGGCUCUGUCAGAGGGUCAAAGUUCAGCGAUUCAGAGCCAGGAUCAUCAUCUCCUCUGCAGAGAUCUAAGAUAAGAACUGCUACACUUGGAUCCAAUGCAUCUCAGAAAACCUCUAAAAUCAGCAAAUCAAGUAAUGGAAGCCACAUGCCAGGGAAUAGGAUGACUAGAUCAGCUUCAUCAUUGUCAGAGCCAAGGAAAGAGAGCAGAAAUGCAACUCCUGAUUCAAAGCCUUCUGUGGUGCAAAUCAGAAGACUAUCCGAGCCUAAAACAAUGAGAAGCCCUUAUGUUGCACCGGUGAAGACUCCAGGUGCAGAAUUAGUAUCAAAGCGGAAGGUUUUUUCUGAGCCUGAGAGCAAAAAGAUUUCCGCUAUUAUAAACCUUGAUAGAAGCAAGGCCGCAACACUUCCUGAGCUGAAGAUCAGAACAUCGAAAGAGUCAUCUGAUAUAGGCCAGAACAAAUCAGCACCCAAAGAGAUGACACAGGAAGUGAAGGGGAUCAAGUCUUCUGUAACAUCCUCCAGUACUAAAUUAGAUAGGAAAAUUGACAAACGCACACACCAGAGUGAGGUGGAUGACAAUCCUGUCAUUGACAAGACAAUUGUGAUGCUCGAGUGUGAGAAGCCCCCUCUUCCAGUUGUGCAUUCAUCAGAAGAAAAUAUGGGUGUUCAAAAAGAACACUAUGGCAGUCAUGGCAAAGUAGAGAAAAAUGACAUGAUAUCAGAAUAUGCUGCUAUUCACGCACCAGCUUCACCCACGGAGGGACUUGUGAUUGAAGCUGUUCAAAGUCAAAUACAAGAGCAACCCAAGUUUCAUAUGGUAACAUCUGCGGAGAAGGAAGCACAGAACUCUUCAAGCGUCCGUACAUCUGGAAAACCCUAUCAAGCCCCCUACGCUCGGCUCUCUUCUUUAGAAGACCCAUGCACUGCAAAUCGAGAAAAUGGAAAAACACCUGCAACAAGAUUAGAGACGGAGACGAUGGGUGUUAAAGCACAAGUUUCUGGCUUUGAAGACCUGAAAUUAGCAAUGAUUCCUGAAUCCCUGGCCAAGGUUCAGGUGAAGGAAUCACCGAAAGGCUUUAAACGACUCUUGAUGUUUGCUAAGAAGAACCAUAGUUCAGUUGCAGGUGAGCACAGUGUUGAAUCAGAUAAUGCAAGUGUUGACGGUUCAGAGUUAGAUGGCAAUGUAACAAAUGCAGCUUCUUCUAGUGAAGUUCGUACAUUGAAGAAUCAAAUCUCUCGAGAUGAAGAAGCUACUUCCCAAAAACCUUCCCGCAACUUCUCUCUGUUGUCGCCCUUUCGUAGCAAGACCAGUGAAAAGAAGUUGACAUCAUCAUGAGGUUGCAGUUUAUGUACCUGCAGACAAUUUGACCAACCCUACUUCUGCUAUGACAUUUGCACAUUUAGAUGCUACCACUACGAUGAGGUGGGUUGCAGAUUUAUUUUCUUCUUUGGUCCUCUGGAGGUGUGUUGGAAAUGUCAUGUAUCAAUUUGCAUAGCUACCAUGGGAAUGGUUUUUUCUUGGCACUUAAAUCAUUGUAUAAAAAGAAAUGUUCAGCUUACCUCAACUCACUUUUACAUCUCGUGCUGUUUCAAACUGAAUUUCAGAAAAGUAUUUAUACUUAAAUGACCCUUGGUUUACAACA